AUGUCUGCUCACGAUGAAUCCCACGGGACCCAACCGAGCUCAACCGCUGAGACUGAGUCUCGGGAUUGCUUGGGGCCCGCUGUUGCAAAUGAAGAGACCCGACUCUUGGAUACCGAUCUACCGCCACAUGUUGUCCCAAGCCGGUCAUUUCAAAACGUUGUCGUGAGCAUGUGUGUGCUAUUCCUGUUCAUUGUCGAGGCCAGCCAGUUCAUCAUGGGCCCGCCUCUGCAGCAAGUCGCGGAGGAUCGCAUUUGCGGCGAAUUCUAUCCCGACCACGAGCUGGGGCUGGUUACACAGGACGAUGGUAGGUGCAAGGACAAGGCCGUCCAGAAGGAGCUGGCCAUGCUGCGGUCGUGGCAGAUUUCGGGGGAAAUGUUUGUUCCCUUUUUUGUCCAAAUCCCGUAUGGCAUCAUUGCCGACAAGUAUGGGCGCCGACCAGUCUUGUUCCUGGCCUUGUUUGGAGCCGGUCUUCAGACGGCUUGGCUUCUCAUGGUCUUGAGCUUGCCCCAGACCUUCUCUGUCUGGUCCAUUCUGUACGGCAACAUCGCCUACCUGAUUGGUGGUGGCGGUACCAUGGCCGGGGCCAUGGUCUGGACUCUGAUCGCCGAUGCUAUUCCCGUGGCCAGGCGAACAAGCAUCUACUACUUGCUAUAUGCCAUGAUCCUCAUAUCGGCCGUAGUCAUCAACCCACUCACAGCCGCCUUGUUGAGCAUCGACCCUUGGAUCGCAAUAUGGCUGGGUUUCGCUAUUCUCGUGGCUGGUACUUUCGCCUCUCUUUUGGUUCCCGAGACGCUACAUCUUCGACAAACAGCCGAUACCCGACCAGCCAGCGUUGGCGGCUCAACACACGUUUCAAACCAUCUGCCCAAGUCAUGGUUUCAGCGCGCUGUGUUCACUGCGGCAAACGACAUGAGCCACAUCUGGCGAUUCAUCUUUGCUUCGACGAGCGUCAUGAUUCUCAUGGUGGCGUACGCGCUGCUUUUUCCCAUCAAGCUGAAUGCCUUUGCCAACUCGCUCCAGUACAUGACGAAACGAUUUGAAUGGAAGUGGUCAACGGCAACGUAUGUCUCGACCAUCAGCAACAUUACAGCGUUGGUCGCCCUUUUGCUUCUCUUGCCAGCAAGUUCUUGGCUCCUUGUCAACCGUUGCGGGUUCGGCCCUCUGAGCCGCGACCUGUUCCUGACCCGCAUAUCUGUCGUUUUCGUCAUUGUCGGGUCGCUCCUAACAGCUAUUGCCCCGGUGCCGUGGCUGUACAUUUCAGCUCUCAUCAUCACCAGUCUUGGUGUGGGAUGUAUAACACUCUGCCGGGCGUUGUUGAAUGCCAUUGUUGAGCCUCACACCGUAGCUACUUUGAACACGACUGUGUCCAUGCUGGAAACCAUGAUGGGCUUGAUCGGAUCCCCCGUUUUAGGCUGGCUCCUCAGCAAAGGCAUGGAUCUUGGAGGACUGUGGAUGGGACUGCCGUAUCUCGUUUGUGGCGCAUUGGCAAUUGGAUCGGGAUUACUGCUUGCUGCCUUUAGGCUUCGACGGGGAUUCGCGCAGGCGGACUAG
Messenger RNA from Ustilaginoidea virens, 1551 nucleotides. RefSeq lists its product as uncharacterized. The transcript has 4 exons. Lineage: Eukaryota; Fungi; Ascomycota; Sordariomycetes; Hypocreales; Clavicipitaceae. The coding region runs from base 1 to 1551 and encodes 516 amino acids. Gene Ontology annotation, molecular function: transmembrane transporter activity. Gene Ontology annotation, cellular component: membrane. The record is from RefSeq and is a predicted model, not a curated record. Gene Ontology annotation, biological process: transmembrane transport.